Messenger RNA from Osmia lignaria (orchard mason bee), 3459 nucleotides. It is a transcript of the gene pit, whose product is annotated as probable ATP-dependent RNA helicase pitchoune. NCBI's taxonomy places the organism in Eukaryota, Metazoa, Arthropoda, Insecta, Hymenoptera, Megachilidae. The record is from RefSeq and is a predicted model, not a curated record. Gene Ontology annotation, molecular function: RNA helicase activity; ATP binding; nucleic acid binding.
CGACUAUGGGAAAGGAUCUCCCAUAAGUUCGUCGAGGUCGAACUCUGAUUUCCGCGUCGGUAACUGUCGAUAACACAGCCCACGUUUACUCAUCGGUGCAUAAGGUUAAGUUAACCUAGUUCACAGAUGUUUUUGAACGAUUCACCACGUGUGUAAAACAAUGUAUUAGAGAAAUUGUUAAUUUUUUUCGAAUAUUUACGUCUAUUGUAUAAAAAUGUCGGUACCUGAUAAAGUUUUGAUGCGAAAAAUUAAGAAGAGGGAAAAGAAGAAGCUGCAAGUAUUAAAAGAACGAGAACAACAAAUACAGAAUGGCGAAGCUGCACUUGAUUCAGAAAAUAAUAUCGAGGAAAAUAGAAUGGAAACUUCAAACGGAUUAAAAAGGCAUAUUACCGAAGAUGGAAAUGGAGUAGUAAAAAAAAAGAAAAAGAAAGUAAAGAAUGAAAAGAGGUUAGAAAUGGAAGAGGAUGAUGUUAAUACUGGCGUUAAAUCAAGUAAUGCUUAUACGAGUGAGAACGAUGAACCAAAAGAAGAUAACAGUGAUAAAGCCACCACAGAUUUACCUGGCUCUACGAUAGGUUUAGAAGUAACAAAAGAUACGAGUUUCGAAACGCUAAAAGAAUCAGUAUGCGAAAAUACUCUAAAAGCGAUCGAAGAUAUGGGUUUUAAGAACAUGACAGAAAUCCAAGCGAAGUCUAUUCCACCGCUGUUAGAAGGCAGAGAUUUGGUUGGCGCUGCCAAAACUGGAUCCGGAAAAACUUUGGCGUUUUUAAUUCCAGCAGUGGAAUUAAUUUAUAAAUUGAAGUUUAUGCCUCGUAACGGCACUGGCUGUAUUAUUAUAUCUCCAACCCGAGAAUUAUCUAUGCAAACGUUUGGAGUUUUAAAAGAAUUGAUGAAAUAUCAUCACCAUACAUACGGAUUACUAAUGGGUGGUGCUAGUAGACAGACAGAAGCCCAGAAACUUUCAAAAGGAAUUAAUAUCGUGGUAGCUACACCCGGUAGAUUAUUGGAUCAUCUCCAAAAUACAGCAGACUUCUUGUAUAAAAAUCUUCAGUGUCUCAUUAUUGACGAGGCUGAUCGUAUAUUAGAUAUUGGUUUCGAAGAAGAACUUAAGCAAAUUAUUAAUAUUUUACCAAAAAAAAGACAAACAAUGUUAUUCAGUGCAACUCAAACUAAGAGAACCGAGAUGCUGACAACUUUAGCUUUGAAGAAGGAACCAGUUUACGUCGGAGUUGAUGACCAUCAUGAAAAAGCGACAGUAGAAGGAUUAGAACAAGGUUACGUAGUUUGUCCUAGCGAGAAAAGAUUCCUACUUCUGUUUACGUUCUUAAAGAAGAAUAGGAAGAAAAAAGUGAUGGUUUUCUUCAGUUCUUGUAUGUCAGUAAAAUACCAUCACGAACUUUUAAAUUACAUCGAUUUACCAGUAUUAAGUAUACAUGGAAAGCAAAAACAAACUAAAAGAACAACAACAUUCUUCCAAUUUUGCAAUGCCACUUCCGGCAUACUUCUCUGUACCGAUGUAGCUGCACGUGGACUUGAUAUACCAGCCGUUGACUGGAUUGUACAAUAUGAUCCACCGGAUGAUCCAAAGGAAUAUAUUCAUCGUGUCGGUAGAACAGCGCGCGGAGAAGGUAGCAGUGGCCAUGCGUUAUUAAUUUUAAGACCAGAAGAACUUGGAUUUCUUCGUUACCUUAAACAAGCUAGAGUACCAGUUAACGAAUUUGACUUUUCUUGGAAUAAGAUUGCUGAUAUUCAGUUGCAACUUGAAAAGUUAAUUUCGAAGAAUUACUUUUUAAAUAUGUCGGCGAAGGAGGCAUUCAAAGCAUACGUAAGAGCAUAUGAUUCUCAUCAUUUGAAACAAAUUUUCGAUAUCGAAACAUUAGAUCUAAUAAAGGUUGCGAAAUCUUUCGGAUUUUUGGUACCACCAGCUGUGGAUUUGAAAGUAGGCGUAAGUAAAAACUCAAGACCUCGAAAAAAAUUAGGUGGAGGAGGUUAUGGAUAUCUGAAGAGCGGGAACAAUCCAAAUUCAGAGAGGGCUGUCUCCAUGAUCCGCCAUCCGGGAGUUGAAGCUGCUCCACUACCUUGAAUGAAAUGAAAAGUUUGACUGAAGGAAAUCGAAUGACGAAAAGAUAAAUGGCAUUGGAAUGGAGUAUUAUAAUUCGAUCGGCGUUCGGAAAAGUAUAUUUGUUUUAGAAAAAGCGAAGAGGCUGCGGUGCGCGGUUUAAAUCCAUGACUAGUUAAACGAAAUAUCGGGUAGUAGUGCGCGCACCGCACCUGCUUGACCGUGAACGCACCAAUAAUCGAGGGUUAAGCUAUCUUUUAUUACAAUCUCAUUCGUUAUAAAUGCUUGACGGCAUCACCGAAUUUUUCUCUGCUUAUUCAGAAGAAAGCAAACCCACGCAGGUUAUUGGAUGUGAUGCAGUGUAUCGCUCAUGGCUCAUGCCUGAUGAGGCGUGAAAGCAAACCCGAAUCACCCUUGUGUGGCCGAGUUCGGACUAAUUCUGUCCCUAUUUACUUACUAUAGAUAGGAACACAGACUAGUCUAUUGCCCGACUCGACUGUACGACCUCGCCCUUGCGGACACACGCGACACCCACUAUCUACUCCCAAGCGAGAACCAUGUCCCAAGAACCGUCGUCAAUGGAAACAAACAUACAUAUGUGCGUUGUAAAGCGAUUGCUUGUUCGGUUACGUGAGAGCGAUCGCGGGAGAACAGCUUCACCCCCGGGAGCUGCCACGUCCACAUGAAGCAACAGGGGUGGCGCACCCCCACUGUGUAUAUGUAUAUUCGCUGCUACACGCGUUUCAAACGUGUUUCAUCUAAACGGAUUAUAGGUAUUAAAAGUUAACUAAAAUAACUUGAUAUCGAUUAUCAAAAUUAUACUAAUUAAAAAAAGAGGUUAUCUUUAAAAAAUCCCAUUAUAUUCGUUAAACGCAAAUAAUAAAAGACAUCUAAGUAUUUCCAUGAAAGUCAAUUUAACGAAUGUAUUUAAUAGAUACAAGGUUGCAAUUACGUGCACUUCAUAAAAGUUCGAUCGCGAGAUAUUUUUUGCAACAUAUCGAUCGAUGCCUAGUUCCAAUCUCUGAUGCGAAAUUCUACAUGAUUGCGAAAUGAAAGUAGGCAGGACCAUUAAUUAUGCAUUCUAAAGUAUACUGCUUCGAGAUUAUAAUGCAAUCGAACACAUUGAUACAUUGUAACCGGAUAAUUGGAAGGGCAUUGAAUUAAAAAACGAAUAAAAUAUUCAAAUUACAAAAUUUAUUCAAAAUUAAAGUUUCUUAGUAACAAAAUAUUUUCUGAUGAGUUGUAUUAUCAUAUAUUAUUAAUGUCGUAUAUACGUUGGUUGUAAUGUAACUAAAUCCCUGUUGCAUAUUUAAACGAUAGAAAUAGAAAUUUACGAAAUAUAAUUUGAAGAACAUCCGUGUGUAACGUUUGUUAAAUUUUAAUACAUCGUAUACAUGGUA